ACCGGAACCUGGGAUUACAAAGCAAAGGGAAGAGGAACCUGCGCAGGGUUUCCUUCCCUCUUCUCCACCAUCCUCUUCAGGCCUAAGCUCGAGCUAGUUGCCCACCGGCCUAGCAUCGCUUUCACUAUGGCCCUCAGCGAUGCUGACGUGCAAAAGCAGAUUAAGCAUAUGAUGGCUUUUAUUGAACAAGAAGCCAAUGAAAAAGCAGAAGAAAUAGAUGCAAAAGCAGAAGAAGAGUUCAACAUUGAGAAAGGUCGUCUUGUGCAAACCCAAAGACUGAAGAUCAUGGAAUACUAUGAGAAGAAAGAAAAGCAGAUAGAGCAGCAGAAAAAAAUUCAGAUGUCCAAUAUGAUGAAUCAAGCAAGACUCAAAGUCCUCAGAGCGAGAGAUGAUCUUGUUACAGACCUACUACAUGAAGCAAAACAGAGACUCGGCAAGGUGGUGAAAGAUACAACUAGAUACCAAGUGCUGCUGGAUGGACUGGUCCUCCAGGGUUUGUACCAGUUGUUGGAGCCCCGGAUGAUUGUUUGUUGCCGGAAACAGGAUUUCCCUCUGGUAAAGGCUGCAGUGCAAAAAGCAAUCCCUAUGUACAAAAUCGCCACCAAUAAAGAUGUUGAUGUCCAAAUUGAUCAGGAGGUCUACCUACCUGAGGAGAUAGCUGGUGGAGUUGAGAUCUAUAAUGGGGAUCGUAAAAUAAAAGUUUCCAAUACCCUAGAAAGCCGACUGGAUCUCAUAGCUCAGCAGAUGAUGCCAGAAGUACGAGGAGCCUUGUUUGGUGCAAAUGCCAACAGGAAGUUUUUGGACUAAGCCUUUGGGAGGUGGAAUUCAUGCACUGCUAUGAUGUAGAAGUUUCUGAUAUUUGAAGAAACAAGAUGAUCUAUGUAGCUUCCUCUUUGCUGUUCUAAUACUCUGUAUUUACUCGUGGAUAUCUUUCUAUACUAAUGCUCUUAGCCUAAUUGUUAACAAUGGGAGAAAGUUUCCUUUAAUAUGAUCAGGAAACCUACUUCUAGCUUAUCUAAAAGUAACACAACUUUCAGUUGGUUCUGCAGCAUGAAGGUGAAGAAAUCAGGUAGUUGUUGCAUGGACUUUAUCCAAACUUGUGAUCUUCCUCUGCUUCUAGUUAUCUAGUCUAGAGGUUAUGAGUAUGGUAUGCUCUGCUGGUAAGUCUCUGCUCUUUAGGUUUAACAUACAUGUGGGGCAUGCAUUCCUUCCAGCAGUAGUAGCUUCACUGUCACCUGUUUGGGCUUAGAAAUGUUCCUUAUCUAUACAUGUGAUUUAAAAUCUAAGCCAUGAUGCUUUAUUUAUUAAAACAAAACGUUUAAGUGAAUUUAAUUGUAGUUUAUUAUGCAAGACACUCUAAGUGUGUGGUUUGAGAGAGUAAAAUUCUUAGUGUGGUUAUCUAAAAAAGACACCAUUAUCCAAAUUUCGGUAGCAUUUGCUGGUUGAUAUCUGUUGGUACUUGAAACCAUUAAGCCUCCCUGGGUCCUAUGGCACUUUCUGCUCAUUUUUACCAGAUCCUCACUCAGAAAUGUUCCUUUUAUGUUCCUUUCAGCCCCUUAUAGUCUUCCACACUUACACAUAAGGUGUUCAGUAUUAUCUGUCCUCUAGAGGGCUUGACAGCUUUAUUGAGGAAAUAGUUUUACUAGCUUUGGCAGUGUCAGAAAAGAAACUAAGGUGUGUGGGGGUUUUUUUGCAAGGGGAAGAGGGGUGUUUAACUGUGUGUUAAGCCUAAACACUUUUCUUCCUCCCACUCAUUUUCAUGCCAGUUUUGAAAUGGACACAGAAAGGUAGAAGACAGACUAUUCAUCACAGCCUGUCUGCUUCCUUUGCUAGUUAUAAGACGAGAUUAUAACUAGUUCAACUGUAUUUCAGACAGUGUUCCAUGGACAUCCUAUAUAAUAAAAGCCUAAUGUGCUAAGUG
Molecule: messenger RNA, 1921 nt
Organism: Myotis daubentonii (Daubenton's bat)
Lineage: Eukaryota; Metazoa; Chordata; Mammalia; Chiroptera; Vespertilionidae
Gene: ATP6V1E1
Product: ATPase H+ transporting V1 subunit E1
Biological process (GO): proton transmembrane transport
Cellular component (GO): proton-transporting two-sector ATPase complex, catalytic domain
Molecular function (GO): proton-transporting ATPase activity, rotational mechanism
Source: RefSeq, a predicted model, not a curated record